This is a messenger RNA of Aegilops tauschii subsp. strangulata, 1143 nucleotides long. RefSeq lists its product as uncharacterized. The record is from RefSeq and is a predicted model, not a curated record. NCBI's taxonomy places the organism in Eukaryota, Viridiplantae, Streptophyta, Magnoliopsida, Poales, Poaceae. Gene Ontology annotation, molecular function: protein-disulfide reductase activity.
CCCUCGUGGAGCAAAAUCCGACCGGUUAGCAAACCGAACCCCAUUUGAACCAGCGGAGGCCACCGCGGCGCGACGAGGGAGGACACCUCGCCCACCACACGCAAAGCCAGCCAGCGUCGGGCGCGAGGGAGACGGGGAGGGAUCGAUCGAUCGACCGACCCGGCCGGCGUCGAUGGCGAGCUCGCUGGCCCGCCUGGGGGCGGCGCUGCCCCGCGCGCGCCCGCUCGCCGCCGCGGCGGCGGUGGCGGCGGCGCGGACCCCGCCGCGGGGAGCGCGGUGGGACCCCGCCGCCCCACGCCCCGCCUCGCUGUACGCUCGCAGGUGCCAGGCUCACUCGGACGUGAAGGCGCCCCCUGCAUCGGAGUCCAAGGAUGCGGGGACCUCGUCCCAGGGCUGGAGGAUCAAGAUGCUCUACGAUGGUGAAUGCCCGCUCUGUAUGCGUGAGGUAAACAUGUUGAGGGAAAGGAACAAAUCCUAUGGAGCUAUAAAUUUUGUCGACAUCAGCUCGAAGGAUUACUCUCCGAAGGACAAUCAGGAUCUUGAUUAUGAAACUGCGAUGGGGAGGAUACAUGCCAUUCUCUCAGAUGGAACUAUCGUCACAGAUGUUGAGGCAUUCAGAAGGCUUUAUGAGGAAGUUGGACUCGGAUGGGUUUAUGCAGUUACUAAAUAUGAGCCUGUGGCUACCAUAGCAAAUGCAGUAUAUGGUGUAUGGGCCAAAUACCGUAUGGAAGUUACAGGUCGACCUCCCCUGGAGGAAAUUUUUGCGGCCCGAAGACAAGCGGGUGAAUGUAAAGAUGAUAAAGCAUGCAAGAUGUGAGCAGUGCUCUGCACGUCUUCACUUCUACACACUGUUAGAUAGGCACACAUACAUAUACAGUUAGUCUAAUAUUUGAAGGGUUGCGAGAUUGACGACAGAGACGAUGAUGUUUUCUGUGUUGGGUAGUCAAUAAUUCCAUAAUCUUGCAUGGAUUCUAUGAGCAAGAUACACAACUUUAGCAAGUUAAUUCCGGGAUGCUGUCUUCAGUUCUGCACUGAGCUCGCUUGUUGCAUCGUAUCCUUCAGUGUCCACCUUCUCUGUUUCACUGUGUAUGACCAGACUUGUUCUCUUGUGCAGCAAGAUAUUACAAUACCAUGUAUUGGAAA